GAACCAGACCCCACCCUGGACCCCACCCUGUCAUGCCCAUCUCCCCAACCCCACAGUUCCCUCCGUGGCAGGGGACAGGGAGGGUAUGAGGCAAGCUUGGGCCCAGCACAGGUCCUGGGGUGGGGGCCCAGGCUGGUCAAAAAAAAAUCGGCCCCCUCUGGAUUGGGACCUCACGGGGGACCUACGGGGAGCUGGGAGCUUCCUGAGCUUGAGUACAAAUGACUAGUUUCCCAGGGGUGGGCCCGUUCCCAUCAGUCCUCAAAGGAGAUCCUGGCACCCCAAGAUUUUAAGAGCCUCAGCUGUAGAUUGGAAGACUUGGGACAUCUCCCAGAGAGCGAGGGCUCGUCACAGACUGAGGGGUCAGAAACAAACUGGGGAGAGGCCUCUGCCCACAGUGGUGGGAGCAGCUGAGUUAACCUAAGCGUGACGUUCCCCAGCCGGCUAGACUUGGACAUUCACCCAUGUCUGUGGCCUGCGGAAGCUUCGCAGCGCUCCCCAGGUGGCACUGAGUAUCAGACCUGGGAAGGGACAGCUCCAUGUCACAUAAGUUCUACUCACACAGCCCUCUUAGUGCCAGUGGUGGGGCUGCAGGAGGAGGAGAGAGAUCCCCCCCUAGAGACCCUGGAUCACUGAAGGGCAAGCAGCAAAACUCACAUCAAGGUGCUGGCUGAGAAGGGGGCCUCCAGGGUGGGAGGCUGCUUCAGUGAAUCGCUACGGCGGGAAUCAGUUUCCCAGUUUCUCAAAGCAUUGGCUUCUAGCUGCUGAGGUCCUGGGGGUACCGAGGUGGGGCUUGUUUCCUAACAAAACAUUUUUUGUAAGUGCAUUCACCAAUAAGAGGACCCACCUAUUCUGGUGGAGAGAAUUGGAAAAGGUUACAAAAUCUGGCUAAAGCCUGGCUGUUCCCCAGUGAGGGUUCUGCUUUGCCAGCACCCCCAUCCCGCCCUCACCCUGACCAACAUAGCUGCUCCUGUCCCUGGAGAGGACAGCUUUGGCCAAGUUAUAAAAUAUCUCUGAGCCUCAGUCUUCCCAUCUUGGAAAUGGGGGCAGUUGUUCCAAUGCCCAGAGAUAAUGAAUGUGAAGCCCUCCCCUGUCCCAUACUGUGUAGUACCAAAGGCACUUGCUCUGUGGCCCUGGCUGUGAGAAUGGUCAUUUUUCAGUCAGACCUAGGGAACCAGACCCUGAGAAUGUGACUUGACCUAGUUUCUUCCCACCCCCUCCCAACAACUCUGAGCCUACUGUGGAGCAGAGAUAAGCUCAUAGGCAACAAAGAGCGCUUUGACAUGGAAGAGGUUCUGGGCCACUGGCUCACGGGCGGUGGGGCCUGACCAACGUCCCAGGCCCCCAAGCUGCUGACGUGGGUCCCCAAGGGGGUUGCUGGCUGUUCUCUUGCUGCCGCUCUGUUAACUCAUAACUGUUCUUCUCACGAGAGGCUACUGGCAGAGGCCAGGCAGGAGUUUCUGGAGCCAAGGCUCAUUGCUUUUAUUUUAUUUUAAUUUAUUUAUUGAGGUGAAGUGUCGCUUUCUUGCCCAGGCUGGAGGCAGUGGCGUGCUCUCACUGUAUCCUCUGCCUCCUGGGUUCAAGCAAUUCUCCCACCUCAGCCUCCAGAGUAGCUGGGAUUACAGGUGUGUGCCACCAUGCCCAGCUAAUGUUUAGAGACAUGGUUUUGCCAUGUUGGCCAGGCUGGUCUCGAACUCCUGAUCUCAAGUGAUCCACCCGCCUCGGUCUUCCAAAGUGCUGGGAUUACAGGCAUGAGCCACAGCGCCCAGCCAGGCUCAUCACUUUUAGCACCUAUUGCCUUGAAGCCAGUCCCUGAUGGGACAUUAGGCCAGGGGCCCUUCAGCCAUGGUCUGGGAUAUGGGCCACUCACUCAGCAGUAUGGCAGGCAUCAUCCGGAGAAUGGGCUGUUCUCAGGAGGUUGUUCAUGCCCCACUGGCAGUGCACUGUGCAACCACAGUGUAGACAAGAGGCUCAGCCUCAAAUGGUCUGAGAUCUUGGGGCCCCCUACCCUGUCUCCAGCAGCCUGUCCCUGUAGCUGUUUGCCCACUGGCACCCCACCCUGAGGAGGCAUGGACACCUGGCCCGCCCUGCCCUGGAAUUACAAAAGCCUCAGACUGCGGCUGAGUGUCCCGCCUCCUUGGGAGACCCUCCUAGGCAGCCUGAGUGUUGGAGUGGGGAGCUGGGUGCUCUGGCCCCACCUGCCCGCCUCUCACUGGGCCCUCUCCUUCCAGGUGCGGCUUCAGGUCCAGAGUGUGGACAAGCCUCAGUACCGCGGGACCUUGCACUGCUUCAAGUCCAUCAUUAAGCAAGAGAGCGUGCUGGGCCUGUACAAGGGCCUGGGCUCGCCGCUCAUGGGGCUCACCUUCAUCAAUGCACUGGUGUUCGGGGUGCAGGGCAACACCCUCCGGGCCCUGGGCCACGACUCACCGCUGAACCAGUUCCUGGCGGGCGCUGCGGCGGGCGCCAUUCAGUGCGUCAUCUGCUGCCCCAUGGAGCUGGCCAAGACGCGGCUGCAGCUGCAGGAGACGGGCCCAGGGCGCGCCUACAAGGGCUCGCUGGACUGCCUGGCGCAGAUCUACGGAAACGAGGGGCUGCGCGGCGUCAACCGGGGCAUGGUGUCCACGCUGCUGCGCGAGACGCCCAGCUUCGGCGUCUACUUCCUCACCUACGACGUGCUCACGCGGGCACUGGGCUGCGAGCCGGGCGACCGCCUGCUGGUGCCCAAGCUGCUGCUGGCGGGCGGCACGUCGGGCAUCGUGUCCUGGCUCUCCACCUACCCCGUGGACGUGGUCAAAUCGCGGCUGCAGGCGGACGGGCUGCGGGGUGCCCCGCGCUACCGCGGCAUCCUGGACUGCGUGCGCCAGAGCUACCGCGCCGAGGGCUGGCGCGUCUUUACGCGGGGACUGGCGUCCACGCUGCUGCGCGCCUUCCCCGUCAAUGCUGCCACUUUCGCCACCGUCACUGUGGUGCUCACCUAUGCGCGUGGUGAGGAGGCCAGGCCCGAGGGCGAGGCUGUGCCCGCUGCCCCUGCGGGACCCGCCCUGGCGCAGCCCUCCAGCCUGUAAGGCUCGCCCCCUGCUUCCUUCCCCCGAGCCCUUCUCGGAAACUUGAAACGUAAAUUGGCCCCGAGCCAACCGUCCUGCUCCUGCUGGGAUGCUGUGGGCUGUGGACUCUUUUAGACUUGGGUUGAAUGUUGCUUAUCUGCUGGGUCACUUUGGCCGAGAACUUCACUCCGCUGGCCUCAGUAUUCUCGCCUAUGAAAUAGGGACCCUCAUAUCCACAUUGUAGAGUCACCAAGGUCAGAGAUUAUUCCGCGCAGCAGCCGGCACCGGGCCUGGCUGAGGCCAUGCUGUGUCCCGCACCAUUACCCUGGAAACCCAGCAGACACUCCAGCUCCUUCCCGGGUCCCGGCCAAGCCAUUGUGCUUCUUCCCUACAAGCUGGCGCCUGGGGGGUCUCUGAUGGCCCACCAAUGGGCGGCCCAUUUGUGGGCCGACUAACUCCACACAUCCUCCACCCAGGAGGCUUGUUGGCCACUCCUCUGGUCUUUAAAGGUUAGGGAUAGAGGACACCUUAGCGUGUCUCCUGGUGCCGAAGAACUGGAUCCUCUGCGUACCCCACCUUCUCCACAUGACACCGCUAGGAGUACCCUGGCUGCUGCCACUCCAGAGGGUGAACUGGGGACCCUCCGCCCUCCAGGAAGCCAUGGUGUCUGCUGGAGGCACCAUAGCAGCCCAUAGGACUAGGGUGGGGAGCAGACAGGCCAGUGGGUGGAGGUCUUGACAGUUCAAGUGUGAUGCAGCUGUGGUCAGGAGAAAUCCUUCCACCUUUCCAGCCUCGGACUGCCCAUCCGUAAAAUGGGGACAUGGCCAGCUGAUGGACACCUGAGUCUCUGGUCCACCCACCACUGCCAGCCAGGAUCCCCUGAAGUGUGCAGAGGGCUCAGCAGGGAGCAGUAUGAGAUGUCCCUCACUAGGGCUGGAACAUCUCUGGCCACAGCCAAAGGUCAGUUUCUCUGCCCCCAGCACAUGGUGUCUCCGGGGCAUUCUCAGUGCCAGGGCUCUGUCCCUGUGAACAUGCAGGCCCUGCUAGUGGGGUGGCUAGUUGGGGUCUGGGGCAGAAGAGGGCCGUUCCGGGCAUCCUGGGGAAUGUGCUCAAUGAGGACAACACUGGGCUUUGCACAGCCUGGCAUCACUCUACAGAAACCGUCAAGGGAAUAAAGUGUUCUUUGUUUUGUAAGUGG
Molecule: messenger RNA, 4239 nt
Organism: Saimiri boliviensis boliviensis (Bolivian squirrel monkey)
Lineage: Eukaryota; Metazoa; Chordata; Mammalia; Primates; Cebidae
Gene: SLC25A29
Product: solute carrier family 25 member 29
Biological process (GO): mitochondrial L-ornithine transmembrane transport
Cellular component (GO): mitochondrion
Molecular function (GO): high-affinity L-arginine transmembrane transporter activity
Source: RefSeq, a predicted model, not a curated record